Carya illinoinensis is the source of this 606-nucleotide messenger RNA. RefSeq lists its product as uncharacterized. The transcript has a single exon. The record is from RefSeq and is a predicted model, not a curated record. Lineage: Eukaryota; Viridiplantae; Streptophyta; Magnoliopsida; Fagales; Juglandaceae. The coding region runs from base 1 to 606 and encodes 201 amino acids.
AUGGCAAAAGAAGAGAAGAAAAUGAUAAUAGCAAUGAAAGGACAUCCCGGCACCGGAAAGAGCACUUUAGCCCAAUCUUUAGCCUCAUCCCUCAGAAUUCCUCUCAUUGACAAAGACGACGUCCGUGACUCCACCUUGCCUCUCCAACGCUCUCUCCUUCCCCUUUCCCCCACCGCCGCUUCCAACCUCCUCAACGACCUCUCCUACGACGUCAUCUACCGUUUCGCCUCCACCCAGCUCCGAAUCGGCAUCAGCGUCAUCGUCGACUCCCCUCUCUCCCGUAAAUCCCACCUCGACCGCCUUGUCCAGCUCGCUGAUUCUUCUCGGGCCAGCGUCUUCGUCGUCGAGUGCAAACCCACUGACGAAGAAGAGUGGAGGAAGAGACUCGAGCGGCGUGGCGCCUCUGUUGAUGGAACCGCCAGCUGGCACAAGCCAGCCACGUGGCGGGAUAUCGAGAGGUUGUUGGUAGGUUACGCUGGCUGUACGGAUUAUGAUAUUGGCGAUGUCCCAAGAUUGGUGGUCGAUACGACGGCGCCUGUUGAGGUUGGGGAGCUUGUUUCGAGUGUGGUGGAGUUCAUCGGCGCUCAAGCUGAACAUGAAUUGUGA